Molecule: messenger RNA, 4128 nt
Organism: Brassicogethes aeneus
Lineage: Eukaryota; Metazoa; Arthropoda; Insecta; Coleoptera; Nitidulidae
Source: the annotation of a GenBank genome assembly
AUGUUAUUUAAGCACAGGUAUUUCUUUGUUUUGGAUGUGUUCCACUACUACAAGUUGCUCGACAGUGUCGUGUCGACACUGAUGAUACCCAAUAUAGGUCAAAACACCUGUCUGACGGUAUUUGAAGUUGAUGGAACGCACUCAAAACAAAAAACUUUGGCGAGGUACCAUGAUAAAAUUUAUGUUCCCGAAUAUAGUAAUAUAAAGUAUUGCUUUUUUGAUUCAUCAUCACAUUGUGAGAAAUUGAAAUCACGCUGGUUUGGCAUACGGGACCAUUACUGUUUUCAAUCCAACAUAACCGCAGAAAAUAUGUCAUCCUCAUUUAUUGACUAUGUAAAUCGACGUACAUCGUUAAUUGAUUAUCAAGUGAAACUUCUUUUAACAAAUCUAAAUAUAUCCAAUAUACUACCAGGAUCCUUUGAUAGUUUUAAAAAUAUGUUUGAAUUAUAUUUUGAUAUAAACAAUAUCCAAAUUAUAAGGAAGGGUGUAUUUAACUGUUUGGGUCAUCUUAAAAUUUUAAGUUUCAAGUUUAAUAAAGUAGAAAUUAUUGAAGAAGGUGCAUUUUCCGGUUUAGAACAGCUAACACAUUUAAAUUUAAAAAAAAAUUUGAUUUAUCAUCUGAAUGAAAACAUAUUUUAUCCCUUAAAAAAUUUGUACACACUGGGCAUUUCCAAUAAUUUUAUAAAUAGUGCUAACCUAUCCUAUUUUAGAUUUACUAGUAUUAAAGAAUUUCAUCUUGAUCAUAAUAAAAUUAAUUCACUGCAAAAUUUUAUAUUUAAUGAGGUGUCAGUUAAUAUUUUAGAUUUAAGUUAUAAUAAUGUAUCCGUUAUUGAACCAGAAGCUUUUUUUAAGCAAAGUAACUUAUAUGAUCUUAAUUUAAAUAAUAAUAAAUUAGAUAAACUUUCCAGUAGUUUACAUUACUUAGUUAGUUUAAAAAAAUUGGAUUUAUCUUACAAUAAUUUGCAAACAAUUUCUAUGGGCUUCUUUGACCAUUUUAAUGAUUUAGAAAGUUUAAACUUGACUCACAAUAAUAUUAUUUCUGUUCGAGAAUUAAAUGUACUAAAUGUAAUAUACUUAGGACUUGCCUACAACAAAUUAAAAGAUUUUGAUGACAAAUCAUUAAAAUAUUUUCCUAAAUUAAAGAAAAUAUCAUUAGAUAGAAAUAUUUGGGAGUGUAAAACCCUAUUAAAAGAAGCCAUAUUUUCACGGUCAAUUGUAAUUGAAAAAGGUUAUGAAAGUAAUUUAGAAUGCUCGGAAUCUAACGAUACAUAUAAAUCAACAAUUGAUGUCAAAAAUACUUCAUUUAAUAAAGGCAACAUAUUGGAGCAAAACACUCCAAUUAUGUAUCUAUUCUACGUAAUAGUGGUUCUACAAUUUACUGGAUACGAACCAUUUUGUGUUGAAGACCGUGAUAAAAUUUAUGUUCCCGAAUAUAGUAAUAUAGAGAAUUGCUUUCAAGAUUCAUCGUCAAAUUGUAACAAAUUUAAAUCACUCUGGUUUGGCCAAAACGUAAGGGGCUGUUACCAAACCAACAUAACCGAGGAAAUUUUGUCAUCGUCAUUUAUUAAAGAUGUACAUAGUAACACCUAUAUAUUAGAUUAUGAUAGUGCAAAACUUCUUCUAACAAAAUUAAAUAUAUCCUAUAUACUACCAAGAUCUUUUGAAAACUAUAAAAAUAGAUUAACUGAGUUAUAUUUCGAUAUAAAUAAUAUUCAAAUUAUAAAGAAGGGUGUAUUUAACUCUUUGGGUCAUCUUAAAAUUUUAAGUUUCAAGUUUAAUAAAGUAGAAACUAUUGAAGAAGAUGCAUUUUCCGGUUUAGAACAGCUAACACAUUUAAAUUUAAAAAAUAAUUUGAUUUAUCAUCUGAAUGAAAACAUAUUUUAUCCCUUAAAAAAAUUGUACAUACUGAGCAUUUCUAAUAAUUUUAUAAAUAGUGCUAACCAAUCUUAUUUUAGAUUUACUAGUAUUAAAGAAUUUUAUGUUGAUCAUAAUAAAAUUAACCAAUUGCAGAAUUUAAUGUUUAAUAAUGUUUCAGUUAAUAUUUUAGAUAUAAGUUAUAAUAAUGUAUCCGUUAUUGAACCCGAAGCUUUUCUUAACCAAAGUAACUUAUAUGAUCUUAGUUUAAAUAAUAAUAAAUUAGAUAAACUUUCCAGUAGUUUACAUUACUUAGUUAGUUUAAAAAAAUUGGAUUUAUCUUACAAUAAUUUGCAAAUCAUUUCAACGGGCUUCUUUGACCAUUUUAAUAAUUUAGAAAGUUUAAACUUGACUCACAAUAAUAUUAUUUCUGUUCGAGAAUUAAAUGUACUAAAUGUAAUAUACUUAGGACUUGCCUACAACAAAUUAAAAGAUUUUGAUUACAAAGCAUUAAAAUAUUUUCCUAAAUUAAGGACAAUAUCAUUAGAUGGAAACAAGUGGGAGUGUAAAAUUCUAUUAAAGAUAGUCCUAGAUUUAACUUCCCAGUCGAUUGUGGUUGAAAAAGGACAUCAACGUAAUUUAAGUAAUAUACUUGGUAUAGAAUGUUCUAAAUCUAGCGAUACAACCACCAACCAACCUAAAACAACAAUUGAUACAGCUGAUUCGACCUAUAUUGGGGGUCUUAUCAGUGUCGGGCAAUUUGGUGUAGUGGAAGUUCCACUGUGGAACACACCAAAAACAAACGGCUACCUGAGCUUAUAUAAUCCUAUCGUAGGCCAACUGAGGCGAGAUAUGUAUUUAUUCUACGUAAUAGUGGUUCUUCAAUUUACUGGAUAUGAACCAUUUUGUGUUGAAGACCGUGACAACAUUUAUGUUCCCGAAUACAGUAAUAUAUUGGAUUACUUUUCAGAUUCUUCUUCAUAUUGUGAGAAAUUUAUAUCAAGUUGGCUUGGCAUACAGUACGGUGAUUGUUAUCAAAGCAAUAUAAUCGCAGAAAAUAUAUCAUCCUCAUUUAUUGAUGAAGUACAUAGUCGUACAUUUUUAUUACAUAAUUAUAAUGUAAAACUUCUUUUAAUAAAACUAAAUAUAUUUAAUAUACUACCAGGAUCCUUUGAUAAUUUUAAAAGAUAUUUAACUGAAUUAUAUUUUGAUAAAAAUAAUAUCCAAAUUAUAAGGAAGGGUGUAUUUAACUCUUUGAGUUAUCUUACAAUUUUAAGUUUCAAGUUUAAUAAAGUAGAAAUUAUUGAAGAAGAUGCAUUUUCCGGUUUAGAACAGCUAACACAUUUAAAUUUAAAAAAUAAUUUGAUUUAUCAAUUAAAUCAAAACAUAUUUCAUCCCAUAAAAAAAUUGCACAUACUGGGCAUUUCUAAUAAUUUUAUAAAUACUGCUAACCAAUCUUAUUUCAGAUUUACUAGUAUUAAAGAAUUUUAUGUUAAUCAUAAUAAAAUUAACCAACUGCAGAAUUUUAUGUUUAAUAAUGUUUCAGUUAAUAUUUUAGAUAUAAGUUAUAAUAAUGUAUCCGUUAUUGAACCCGAAGCUUUUUUUAACCAAAUUAACUUAUAUGAUCUUAGUUUAAAUAAUAAUAAAUUAGAUAAACUUUCCAGUAGUUUACAUUACUUAGUUAGUUUAAAAAAAUUGGAUUUAUCUUACAAUAAUUUGCAAAUCAUUUCUACCGGCUUCUUUGACCAUUUUAAUGGUUUAGAAAGUUUAAACUUGACUCACAAUAAUAUUAUUUCUGUUCGAGAAUUAAAUGUACUAAAUGUAAUAUACUUAGGACUUGCCUACAACAAAUUAAAAGAUUUUGAUGACAAAUCAUUAAAAUAUUUUCCUAAAUUAAGGACCAUAUCAUUAGAUGGAAACAAGUGGGAGUGUAAAAUUCUAUUAAAGAUAGUCCUAGAUUUAACUUCCCAGUCAAUUGUGGUUGAAAAAGGACAUCAACGUAAUUUAAGUAAUAUACUUGGUAUAGAAUGUUCUAAAUCUAGCGAUACAACCACCAACCAACCCAAAACAACAAUUGAUGUCGGACACACUUCAUUUAAUAAAGACACCUUGAAUAAAGACACCCUAUUGGAUCAAAACACUCCAAUUGUAAUCAUUCUUAUUAUUAUUACUGUUAUUUUGGUAUUAGGUUUUGGCACAUUGGUAUACAAUAAUAUUAUUAUUGCCAAAUUACUUAAUAAAAAACCAUUGCAAGAACAAAUACCACUCAUGUAA